AUGUCUAAAUUAUAAGAUACAAAUAGAAAAUUCAAUAAUUCAAAAUAACGAUGGGAAACAUUAACAGCCAAUAUCAAAAACAAAGAAAACAUUUAAGUUAAUAACAAAAUCACAGUCAAAAAAACCAUCAAAAAGUACUCAACAGCCCUCACCUUUGAAAAAACAAAGCCCUUACCUUAAAGAACAAUAACUAAAUAUUUCAAAUUGACUAACUAUAAAAAAUAUCCUCACUUGCAGUUAUAUGAUUCAAAAGGCUCUGUAAGAGAGUUCUAAUGUUACGAUGACAAAGUACUCAACAUACCACCGGCUUUUAAUUAGAUUAUUUCACAAUCUAUGGAUAAUGAUUGUUAAUCUGAUAAUGAGCAAGUUGAAUCUGCAGUCAGAUAACUAAGCUACUUUCUCGAAUCUACUUUAAAUUAAUACAAAUAAUAACACUCUUAAUGA
This is a messenger RNA of Paramecium tetraurelia, 444 nucleotides long. RefSeq lists its product as uncharacterized. The record is from RefSeq and is a predicted model, not a curated record. NCBI's taxonomy places the organism in Eukaryota, Ciliophora, Oligohymenophorea, Peniculida, Parameciidae. The transcript is spliced from 3 exons.